Stereum hirsutum FP-91666 SS1 is the source of this 1305-nucleotide messenger RNA. Its product is annotated as mannosyltransferase. Gene Ontology annotation, biological process: GPI anchor biosynthetic process. Gene Ontology annotation, cellular component: mannosyltransferase complex; endoplasmic reticulum membrane. Gene Ontology annotation, molecular function: alpha-1,6-mannosyltransferase activity; GPI mannosyltransferase activity. The record is from RefSeq and is a predicted model, not a curated record. NCBI's taxonomy places the organism in Eukaryota, Fungi, Basidiomycota, Agaricomycetes, Russulales, Stereaceae. Bases 1 to 1305 code for a protein of 434 amino acids. The transcript is spliced from 4 exons.
AUGGGGAAACAACAUGCGAACAAGGGGCGUAUGGCUCCGGACACGUCUUCGCCGACACCCACACUGGUUGACGACCAUUUUCGCCUCUUGAACUUCGAUGAUUCUACACCCUAUUUGACAUCUUCCCUUCUUCGGUGGGACGCUUUCCACUUCACGCACAUUGCCCGUGAAGGCUAUGUUUACGAACACGAAUGGGCAUUCUCUCCUGGAUUACCGCUUGUCAUGAAUAUUAUGGGUCGUCUCAGUCAUUUUUUGAUAUCACUUGGAGGAGGUCCUGACUUAGGAUGGGAGAACAUUCUGCUUCGUGGCGUGGGGGCCGCUGUGGCGUGCAGCAGUACCAGCACGCUCUACCGAUUAUCCUUCCAUCAUCUCAAUUCAACGUCUCUGGCUCUCAUCGCGUCAUUAUUGUCGCUUAUACCCAGCAGUCCAGUUACAAUUCACUAUGCAGCCUACACAGAGCCAUUCUUCACCUAUUUCUCAUAUAAAGGCAUGUUGGCGUGCGCGAAGAAGCAAUGGCUAUGGGCGACGUUUUGGUUCGCACUUGCAGGCGCAUUUCGGUCGAAUGGUGUACUACUAGGGGGCUUCCUAAUCUGGGGACUUGUUGUUGAACCUCUCUUGCACGGACAGCUUUCAAUCAAGAAGGUUGCAUACGCAGUGUUCACCACUGCUCUCACUUUCGUGCCAUUCGUCGCACAUCAAGUGGCCGCGUACGUUCUCUUCUGCACCCCUAAUGACGACAAAGGCCAGAUCGUUUCGACACCACUGUGGUGUAACAAGACCAUCCCUCUCAUAUAUACCCACGUCCAAGCGCGGUACUGGAACAUCGGAUUCCUCAACUACUGGACCCUCUCCCAACUCCCAAACUUCCUCCUCGCCGCCCCCGUCCUCACUCUCCUCUUCACCUUCACGCUCACACACCUCUCACACACCCUGCCCACCCUUCUAUCCAUCCUCAAACACCGUCUCCUUCCCUCCUACCUCAACACUCAGAAACCCGCUUCCCCAAACCAAACAAACCCAGAUCCCCGAACUCAACCAAAACUCGAACGCCCACCUUCAUCUCCCUUCUUAUCCUCCUCCCUAACCCCACACGCAAUCCACGCCCUGAUCCUCUCCCUAACCCUCCUCUUCAACUCCCACACCCAAAUCGCACUCCGCCUCGCCGCUUCGAUGCCGCUCACGUACUGGGCCGCCGCGUGGCUCGUGUUUGAGAAACCUUGGUGGGGGAAGAUAUGGGUGGGUUGGAGCGUGGUGUGGGGUGCGGUGUCGGUCGUGCUUUGGACGGUGUUUCUACCGCCUGCUUGA